Messenger RNA from Thlaspi arvense, 243 nucleotides. The record is from the annotation of a GenBank genome assembly. NCBI's taxonomy places the organism in Eukaryota, Viridiplantae, Streptophyta, Magnoliopsida, Brassicales, Brassicaceae.
AUGAGGAGCUUAUUGUUGUGGAUUGCGGUGGCUGUGUGCUCGCUAUGUUCAGUCGCGGCGGUGGUUCGGAGCGGAUCUAGCGAUGGAUUUAGGGAACCAAGAGAUACUGAGACGGCGAUAUCGCUACAGGAGAAUGAAUUGACGGCGACGUCGGCGUCUGAGCUUAACAUGGUGCCUCUCACCUUGAUUAAGGGAGCUGACUCCAAAGGAGCUGGUACACUCUCUCCCCAUCUCUUUCGCUGA